AUUAUCUCUAUAGGUAGCUAUAUAAAUAGCGGAGGAUAUUAUUAUUAUAGCUACUCUAUUAUAAGGGGCUAUAAUAAGAUUAUACCCGUGGAUAUCUAUAUACUAAGUUAUCCCUUAAUAUCUAAGGCGUUAAUAUAUAGUAUUUUCUAG
Messenger RNA from Fusarium vanettenii 77-13-4, 150 nucleotides. RefSeq lists its product as uncharacterized. The transcript has a single exon. Lineage: Eukaryota; Fungi; Ascomycota; Sordariomycetes; Hypocreales; Nectriaceae. Gene Ontology annotation, molecular function: NADH dehydrogenase (ubiquinone) activity. The annotation marks the transcript as partial. The record is from RefSeq and is a predicted model, not a curated record. Gene Ontology annotation, biological process: electron transport coupled proton transport; aerobic respiration; mitochondrial respiratory chain complex I assembly.